AACGCUAAACAGCCAUUAACCCAUUAAGAAAAGGAGUGGAGAGUAAAGAAGAUCAAUAUUCCAGAACCACGGGGAAAGGAAAAGAACAGCCAUGGGAAACUCUCAGUCACCGCCCGCGGCCGCCGAUCGUCGCUAUGCUUCAGCCACUAGAGCUUUCACCCAUACCGAAUUGGACCACUUAAAGUCGCUGUUCGCUUCUCUAGCUGCGAAAUCCAGCAGCAACGGCGAUCACAUCUCCCCUUCGGUUUUCCAGGAAUAUUUUGGGUUGAAGGGUGCUCUUGGCCAGAAGCUGCUCGAUUUAAUUACCCAACCACGGAAAGAUGGCAGAAUCAAGUUCGAAGACCUCGUUAUUGCCAAGAGUGUUUACGAGAAGGGUAGUAAAGAUGAAAUUGAAGAGUUCAUCUAUCAGUUGCUCGACGUAAAUGGAGAUGGAGUUGUCGAUAGGUCGGAUCUAGAAUCUGCUCUGGUUGCAGUUCUGCACAGUAUUUUUGGUACAGAAGGUUCUGAACAUGGUCAGGAGACUGUCAAUGCCUUUCUCGAUGCUGCAACUUUCUCUAAGGAAGCGAAUGGUGAUUCCGGAAAGGCCAUGUCUCUUGCGGAUUUUAGAAGUUGGUCUGCUCUCGUUCCAUCAAUCAGGAAGUUCCUUGGGAGCUUACUGAUACCGCCUGAUGCUGGAAGGCCUGGUUCUCAAGUUCCUGAACUAAUAUUCGGAGAAGAGGUCAAUUCCAAUAUGAUCUUACUAAGGAAAGAAUAUGCGUGGCAUAUAGGAGGGGCACUUCCACAGCACGAGCUGGAAGAGUGGAGACUUCUGUACCACAGUACUGUGAACGGUCUAAGUUACAACACUUUUGUCAGCAGCAUCUCGAAUGGCGAGGGACCAACUGUAUUAGUUAUGAAGGAUAAAGAAGGGUACAUCUAUGGGGGAUACGCCUCUCAACCGUGGGAGAGGCAUGGCGACUUUUAUGGCGAUAUGAAGUCGUUCCUGUUCCAGCUCCAUCCCAAGGCUUCGCUGUUCAAGCCAACUGGAGCAAACACGAAUGUUCAAUGGUGUGCGGUGAACUUCAGCUCAGAGAGCAUCCCAAAUGGGAUUGGUUUUGGUGGAAAGGUGAAUCACUUGGGGCUCUUCUUGUCGGCAAACUUCGAUUCAGGGCAUACCUUCAGCUGCACAACAUUCGGCAGCCCAUGCCUUUCCAAGACCAGUCGGAUUGUCCCAGAAGUAGUCGAAUGCUGGGGAGUUGUUCAGAGUAAAGGAGAGCAGGAAAAGAAAGAUGGUCCAAGAGGUACUGUGCUGGAGAGGUUUAAAGAGGAUCGCCACAUGCUCAACAUGGUUGGAAUUGCUAAUUCGAGCAACUAAGAACCCAACUAGCAACCAGCACCAAAUGCUACUGGAGAGAGGGGACAUAUUUCAAGACAACAACAGCAGCAGCUCCAAAUGCACUACUGCCUGGCAGUUUGACACUACAAGACACUGCUGCCUCGAUCAUGGAUUGUGGCGGGUGUGUUUAAUUUUAAGGAGUUGCGUUUUUCGACAUGGAAACGAGUUUUGUAAUUACACCAAUCACGGCAACUGAUGUCAAUACUCGAUAGAUUACCAUUUUGCAUCGAGCGAGGACAACCCAUCUAUAACCUGGUCUGCAUUUGCAGUGUGUUAUCAGCAGAAUCCUAAGAGCAAACACAUCGGACUACGGAUUCUUCACUGCACAGCCACAUAUUCCACUUUAAUUUGACGCCCUAAUUCAAAGCAUCGACUGAUAUCAGGUAAUGCAUUAGCAACCGCAAACUGAUCUCUAGGCUCUAGCCAUAAAUUCAUACAAAAUGCCAAACCUUGGGAAAUUUAAGCAUAAACCAUUGAAACGUAAAAGACAAGGACACCCUUUCCCUCUCCAAUUCAUCCAAAAACCUAUCAGUAUGGCCAAUCGAAACAGCAGUUCUAGAACAACACUCAACUAAUUAAGAAAUCUAGAGCACAAAAUAAAAUAACAAAAAGCAACUGCUCCUUCACUAUAUCAUUAAGAAUCUUCAGUACCUCCCACGGCCGCCGCCGCCGCCUCUUCCAAACCCGAACCCGGCAGUGGAAGCUGCGACAGGAUCGAUGGUUUCAAGGCCCUGCAUAUCACCCAUCCCAAGAGCAUCAAUCAUAUCUCUGGUCUCCUUAUCGAUCUUAAUAGCCUCGACGUUGAUGGCAGACUGCUCGGGGACGAAGUCCAUGCGGCGCUCGCGCUCUUCCUCCUGGAGUUUGAGUGAGAUCCCGCGGACGGGGCCCUUCUGGAUCCGCUUCAUGAGGUGGGUGGAGAAUCCGGCGAUCUUGUUGCGGAGGCGCUUGGAAGGGAUGAUUGCGACUUCCUCCAGGAUCUUCUUGUUGGUGUGGAAAUCGAGCGUCAUUUUGGAGUAGUAGCGCUCGAUGACCUGGCGAGAGGAUUUCUUCACCGUUUUAGUUCGGACGCGACCCAUGGCUGCUGCUUUCUGCUGGUGCUGUCUCCUCUCCGGCGCCGGGGACUGGAAACCGGUUAGCCGCCGAGUUUGUGCGCGGAGAAGACGAGACGGAGCGAAGGCCGAGGAGUACGAAAUUAGGGCUUCGCGGGAGUUUAUAUUAUUAGGGUUGAAGUGGGUUCUGUUCAAGAUGGGCCUUCGCCCUGCCUUAUAUUCAUUUGUGGGCUUAUACGCAAGGGUUUGGUCAUUUCGUGUUUGUUACUUACUAGGCCCGGGAAAUUUUCCAUCUUUGUCCUACCGCCGGCGAAGGAUUAAUAAUCAACUGUGUGGUCU
This is a messenger RNA of Linum tenue, 2763 nucleotides long. Lineage: Eukaryota; Viridiplantae; Streptophyta; Magnoliopsida; Malpighiales; Linaceae. The record is from the annotation of a GenBank genome assembly.